Orbicella faveolata is the source of this 6725-nucleotide messenger RNA. RefSeq lists its product as uncharacterized. Gene Ontology annotation, cellular component: plasma membrane; lysosome. Gene Ontology annotation, biological process: RNA transport. The record is from RefSeq and is a predicted model, not a curated record. NCBI's taxonomy places the organism in Eukaryota, Metazoa, Cnidaria, Anthozoa, Scleractinia, Merulinidae. Gene Ontology annotation, molecular function: double-stranded RNA binding; RNA transmembrane transporter activity.
GUCAUCGAAAUGAGAGCGGCUUCAAUGCCAUUCCUGCAGGAUCUAGGACCCAGGAGUGUCCUGAUUGUUAGAGAGCUUGAGAGGGAAUUAAAAAAGAGACGGGCACGAUAAUAUCACCGGUAUGAGCGGUUGCUCAUGCAAAAACUCUUUUGGCCAUUUAAUACACACUGUCAUAUCCUUCUUACAAAUCAAAACCUAACUUAUUGCACGCUCUAGUUGAAAAUUAUUCCGUAUUUCAGUCCAGAAGCCUUUCUAGGGCCAAUGUAAGGUUACAAAAGGGCAAAAUCUACACCUAAUACAGAUUGAAAUCUCAAACUCAUAAAAGCAUGAGUCGGCAAUCAGUCUUCCUACUCGGCCAGGGCCGGGGAGGAGAGAGAAAGGCUAUAACGAGUGGCUCUGGGGACGAGAAUGCGUUUACCCAUCGUGCUCCGUAAAAAGUGUUGCAUGACAACCUGCUACAAAGUAGCGCAUAGCCAACACAAACUCACCUAAGGAGCGUCGGUUAGUUACGCUUGACGGAUGACAUUGUCAGACGCUGUUGACGUACAUGUAGUACCACAAGUCGAUUACCUAGCUAAAUUGGAUUCAGUAUUUUUCCAGAAGUGAGAAGCGGCAAGCAGAUCCUUCGAUAUCACCAGAGAGCUUUUGAGUGCUUGCAAACUUCAAAGAUGUGGACAGCAAAAAAAUUUGGUGUGUGAAUUUCUCCCUCCACAAGGGACAAUGGGUAUCUAUCAAUUUCUUGGCCAAUUUUGCUUGAUGCUGAUUACUCUUGGAAGUUUUUCCGCAGCUGCCAACCAAUCAUCUUUCCAGGUUCAAUGUGACUUUGGUGAUUCCUAUUACUUGACAGAAACUACAGUUAAAGUGAAUGGCUCUUUGACUUCACAGUUUAGCAAUGCCCGGAACUGUCAUGUUAGACAUCACAGUGAUUCAGCCAUCGUUCGUGUGUCUGUGGGAGGAUUCAAUGCUUCAAGCAACUUAAGUACUCUGUACUCCAUGGUUCUUGAAAACCUUAGAAUUCAGUUUGUGGGUGUAGCGCAGUCUCGUGACCUGCAAAAUAUGCAAAAGUACACAUUUCACGCUUGUCCUAGUAUUGAUUCUGGAAAAACAACUGAGCAUGACGUAGAUUUCCUAUUCUUUGGUGCACCUGCCAAUGACUUGUUUGCAGUAGAAGUUGAGUUGGAUAACUCUGUUUUACCUUCUGGUGAAACAGCAGAAUUUUCUGUUCGAGCUGAUGGCUUGGCUAGGGUCAGGGCAUUCGACAUUCAAGAGGAACAGCUCUUCAGCUUACUUCAAAUUACAGUGUCUUCGGAAGAAUCUGAAAUGGAAUGUCUCCUGGUGGUAUCACAAAGUUGUUCUGCAGAACAAAGCCAAGGACUCUCUGAGAACAAUGCUGGUGCAGAAAAUCAGACUAUUCAGCUUACUUUCUCAAGGUCAGGCAGGAUCACAUUGUCACAGUAUUCUAGACCCAAAAUUACAACAGGGCGGUGGUACAUUGGAUUACGUAGCAAAAAAGUUGACAAAGAAAGUGCCUUUGAGAAGACUGUGAAAGUUACCGUAACACAAGGGUAUAAGUAUGACACCAUUGGUAAAGCUCUUCCAGCUGGUUACAUGUGCCUUAUUGCUAUAUUUGGUGGUAUUGCAAUCAGUGCUUUUGCUCAUUUCUUCCUGAAUUCCGACUUUGAUGAGUGUUCAGUUCCCUUUCACUUGGAGAACUCAGAUGAAAUGCCGAGGGCCAGAGCACCAAGUAAAGGAAUUGCGGACUUUGUUCCAAAGCCAAUACCUCGAAAGACAUUCCCCACAAAAAGAUGGCUGGAAGUCAUCGGUAUAUCAUGGUUUUGCAAAGGUUUAAAGACCUACCCUUACUUAACUGGAGUACUGGCCAUAAGUUUCAUGGUUGGUUCAGCCCAGUUUGUAAUUGCACGCUGGUCCAGCAUGAUACAAGGAGGCAAUCGUGACCUGUGCUACUACAAUGAACUUUGUUACAGACCAAUUGCCGUUGCUGACAUGCCUUCCAACUUCAUGCUGAGCAAUGUUCCUUAUGUUAUUCAUGGUAUUUUCCUUGCUCUGUCAUUCUCCUUCAGGGAAGCAAUUGCACUUGAGGUAAACGGAUCAAAAAGAAAGUAUGUUCUCUCUGCAGACCAUAAACGGUUCAGGCCAUAUGAUUACUCAGUGGCUUAUGCCCUUGCCUGGGCAUUGGUCUUUGAAGGCCUAUUUUCAGCCAUGUACCAUCUGUGUCCUUCCCGUCUCACAUUCCAGUUUGACUCUGCCUUUAUGUUCAUCAUCUCGGGGUUAGUUGUGGUUGCACUUUUCAACUGCCGAGUAAAUAGCGAGGCUCUCAUGGAUGCAGAGGAAAAGGAACAAAAAGAUCCCAGUAAAACAACUGUUCAGGCCCCAAAGUAUUUCUUAUUCUUUGUGGCGCCACUGCUGGUGUUUAACUAUGUGGGUUCUGUGCGGGAUACUGAUGGUCUAACACAUUUCUUUGAAGUGGCCUACUGGAUUGCCCUGGUUAUUUGGUUGAUUGCUUUGUACAUCUGGACUUUCCAGAAGAUUGGGGUUCCUUGCAGGUGGAAAAAUUUUGGUACUAAUGGAGAUUGCUGGUCACUAGAGGCUGUAGUGAAGUGGACCUGGAUUAUCGUAUUUCCCCUUUGCCUGCUCAUCAUAGGUUUCAAACAGAAAAAUGACUGGUCACAGUUUUUCCUGUUUUCUUGUGUGGCUGCCGUAGCACUGACCAUUCUUGGUUUGAUGAGUUUUGACGUAGCAUUGUCUUUCAAGAGGCACAGAAGUGGGAAUGGACAUUGUUGUGGUGGGAUCAAACAACUUUGCAACCCAAGGUUAGUCUGGGCAGCCUUUUGGAGAAACUGGCAUCGUGUGCUGUUUAUGAUUGCCACCUUCAUCUUCUGGGUGUUUGCCAUGUACUUCUUCAAGAUAAAAUCCACCACUCGCAAGGUUGCAGCACCAAGCUUUUCCCGUACUUUGAAUGCAGAAUGUGUCUUGUGGGACUUCUUUGACUACCACGACAUCUGGCAUAUGCUGUCUUCAUUUGCACUUUUGAUGAGUGCGUACCUGUUGAUAUAUGUGACCCGCAAGGUAGAGAUCUACUCCUGGGUGGAGAGGAUGUACUGGAAAAGUAGAGAUGCAGCUAAUGGAGCUGGUGGGGGAAGCACAGAGAAGAUAAUGAUGCAGAUAGAUGAUGCAGGUAAGGAAGACAGUUAUGAAAUAGUGGAAGAGAGGACAAUGGAUAAAUCAAAACUGAGAGACAAAUAUGACAAUGAGUAUGCUAGUGUCUCCUAUGUAUAAGCUAAUUACCUCUCAGUUAUGGAUAUUGCAAGUUAAGUGAUAAUUUAAUAUUAAUUUAUAUUUAUUGCUGUAUGAAUGUGUGUUAUGUGUGCCCUUAUGACCGACAAGGUACAUAUAUGACUUGAUCAUUUAGGUAUGAAGUCUAAAGUUUACUAAUUAAUUCUCUCUCCAAAUGACAAUUUUCAGCUUUGAAAAUGAUUCAAUCAAAAAUGAAAAUGUUAAUUGCGUUUUAUUUGGCUUCAUUUCCUCACUAGUUGAGUCAAAACCAGAAGCCCUCUUCAUGACAAAGUUUCUCUCUCCAAAUGGCAAUUUCUGUUUUCAAAAUGACUAAAUGAAAAAUAACUAAAUUAAAUAAUUUUGUAGUAAAUGGCCACCUAAAACUGUUAGUAUUAUACUUCCAGUUCAAUUUUCCUGGCCCACUGACAUUGUCAUUACUUUACUUACACCAUACUACUGCUGAUUUCCGAUGAAAUUAACCUGACAAGUACUGGACUACAGCUUGAUUAUAAUCACUGUCAUCAGUCAACAUGGCCAGCCUUGUUUUCUUUUGAAAACUUAAGGAUAAAUUCAAAGCAGAAUGGUUGGCUUAUAAAGCUGUCUUGCCCAUUUGUGAGAAAAUGACUUUUUUUCCUAUACAACUGAAUUAAGUUUAACUUCUCUAGUUAGACCGCUCUUUAAUUAAGUACGGAAAAUAAUACAUGCUUGCAUUGGUUUUAAAUUUCUAUACUUGGUAAUUAGUGUAAAAAAAUGCAGGCCACUUUCUCAACCAAUGCAAAGUUCAACCAAAACUAAUCAUGACUUGCUUGCUUGGGUUUUCCCAUAUUUUAUGCCACCCUGGGAAGUUGGACUCCCAUCUGAAAAGGUCAGGGAUGCUUGUUGGAAAAUUUGAAUCAAACCCCUAAAGGAGACCAAUAUGGGUGUGGUUUGAGCUUUUUUGACUCCUAAAAGUUACCACCAGGAGUCCAUAAUCCCAUGGGCUCCUGAUACCACUUAUAAUGGAAUAGGCUUGAGUACCCAGAAAGGAGCCUGUGCUAGUAGACCAGACUCAAGAGACUGGUGUAAAUCGAGUGGAAAACAAAAAUGAGAGCGUUUUUCAAAUGUUACCCUUUUGAAUGCACCCUAAAAAGUACUUUGACACAGCUAAAAAUAGUGGCCUUAAGGGAGAUGAAAAUCCUUGCUUUACACCCCUAAGUGAGAUGACAAGCAUCCCCAACCUAUAGGAGUCCCCCCCAGGCGUGGCACCUACAAGUACAAUGUAUUUUCUUUGAGUUUUGAUUGGUCCAUUUUGAUUGCUUUUGUCCUUUUGUCAGAUUGAUUGUUUAAGUUUAAGCCACGCCAUUUUGAGUGCAUCAUGUAUAAUGAUUUAUGUUCUGCUAAGAAAAGUAAACUAACUGACUUUCUGUGCCUUGCCUCCCCCCCCCCCAUCAGCUACUGCUGACCCUGUCACACUUUAACUACUACAGAUAUCAUUUCUAAUAACUUUCAUUGAUUAAGAUUGUCAUUGUAUAAAGCUAGAUACUCCUUAACAGCCAGCCAACAAAUUUUAACUUGUUGGCGUGGAUUUUUCUACGAUUUUUAGAGUAAUAAAUCUAUUAAUUUUUAUAUAUCUAAGUAACACUAAGAACUGAUGUAGCCCAGUUUAAUAAGCCCUUGCACUGUUAUUUCUUUCUAUUAUCAACUUUUGAUAUUGUUCAGGAAGCAAAUUCUGUUGAUACUGCUGAAAAGAGCACCAUACAGUCGUCGUUUCUUCUAAAAUCAUGAAUCAUGGCCGCUUGGGGGGCACAAGACUGUGUUAUACGGACGUUUGUAAAAUUUUCUGACUUUAAAAUUAUUUCGCAAGUUUGCCAAAACGGGCUCUCAAACUUGGCCGUUUUAUUAAUUUUGAGGGUCUCUUUGCGGCCGUGGCAAUAGGUUUUCGCUACUUAACAGCUGAAAAAAGCCUGUUGAAGGUUCUAUUCUGUCAGAACUAGUGCUUUCUUAUCAUUUAUUCUGAUCAUCGCACACUGUAUAUUACAGAUAAUUUGCUGUGUUUAAUAAACACCGGCUUGUGUGAAACUUCUUCUCGUGUCUUACGUAAGGUUUAGUGCAAGGAAAGUCGCGUUUUGCAACAAUCAAAAACUGAAUAUUAAGAUUGGUUUGUUUGCUUACCCUGUAAUCAGUGGGUUCUGCUUCUUUUCCCGGCGAGAGUGCAGAAACGUUAGCUCACUUGUGAGAAAGCUCGUUGUUUUCAAUUAUCUUGGUGAGAGCUUGUUAAUUCACUACAAGCUUGUAAUGUGUCUCUUCCUCGAAGGCUUAGUAACAGGGAGCGGCGUUUCAUGUUCUCCGUACACUGUUCCUUCCCAUUGCCACUUAUGUGGAGACUUCUUUGUUUACCUUACCUUUACAUGUUGUUAGCGAGCCUAUUUUGCAGAUCUCCAUAAAAGCAGAGGAAGUUUUUUUUGUUUUGUUCAUUUUGUUUGUGUGAAAUGCGACAACCCAGCUUGUUCAGCCUGAAAGCAAUUUUUGCGGCAGCCGCGUCGUUUUUUCCUGCGCUCUGGUUGAAUACGGGUCACUUGGACACCGACAAACAGCAGAAAUGGUUCCUGGAAGCCCACUGUUUUCCAGACAGCAGAAAUCCUACCUGACCAUUGUUUUCCUCUGGAAUUCAUUAGGUUAUCACCAAAUUUGCCGUAGGUGAGGAAACAAAAUAUUUCUUCUCCCAGUUUUAUUUUUCACACGCGUAUAGAGAGCUCUAUAGUUUAUGCUUCUGUCACGCCAUUCUUGGGAAGUCAGAAAUUAUUUAAUGUCAAUUAACAGCAUGUCACGCUUUCUUCAGGCGACCAGGUCAGCAAAUCGAUUUAAACUUGAUUUUUUUUAAUCUGUUGAUCUGACAGCUUCAAAUGUUGCUCAGUUGUGACCAUCCGUGAUCCGCUUUUUGUUCUUCUUUGUGUUUUGUUUUGAUUUGUUAUGUUGUUGUUGUUUUUUGUUUUGUUUUUUUUUUCUUUGCACUUUCCUUGUUGUAAGGCCAGGGUUUUUCUUCGUUUACGGCAAUGACGAUACUGAUUAUGAUAAACUUUGUUGUAUAAUUGUAUGAAUAACAUGCUAUUAAAAUAUAGGCUACAGUUGAACCUGACGUAAGCGGCCACCCGAAAUGUCAAGCCUGGGUGGCUGUUUACGGGAGGUGGUCUUCUGAGUCAAAAUUUUGCCUCAUUAUACAGUUGAACCUCCCGUAGGCGACCACCCAAAAUGUCAAGCCUAGGUGGCUGUUGACGGGAGGUGGUCGCCUACGAGAGUUCAAACUAUAUUGGGUCAAAAUUUUGCCCCAUUGGAAUAUGGUGACUCAGGAAGAGACUUAUCCCAUGUGCCUAUGCCGAUACGACGUUUUAUUCAUGUGAAAAGUCAAUUUCGAGAAAAAAAAAAACCGGUUCUUCCCAUUGAGAAAUUUCCGU